ACUCUCUAAUCAGCCAUGCACUACAUGUACUAGGUUCACUUCCUGUUCUUUGUAUUUGCUGCCUGCUCUCUGCCUCUAAGUCAACUAACCUCCAGCCUGCACCCCAUGUGGCUAGCCUCACGUCUGAGCCAGAAACAGAUAAACCACCUGUGUCUGACUGACUUUCCCUGUGGAUAUGGCAGCUGGAGAAAGACCAAAGACAGCACAGGUGGGGCAGAGACCGAGGAGACAGAUGCCCUCCUGGAUCUGCUGAGCUGUCCUCACUCUCCAUGGUGGCAAGAUGUAUCAUGGAGCCCUCAAGCUCCGGCCCUAAGAAAGCUGGCUGUGCUCUCACCUGAAUGCCUGCACACUGACUUCAUGUACAGUUACUUUACUACACUACGCAUCGUGGACAAGGCUGUGUCCGUUAUUGAUGAUGGCCUGUUAAAGUUCUCAAAGCUGGAGGAAUUGGUCCUGAGUGCCAAUAAAAUCUCAGAAAUCCCUGUAGAAAACCUUCCUAGCACUUUGAAGAUUUUGGAGCUACGUGCCAACAGGCUGUCUGCUCUAAAUAGUUUCACCAGCUGUUCGCCUCCUCGCUUACAGUACCUCGGCCUCAGUUCAAACAGUCUCAGUUCCCAUAGAGACAUCUCUAAUCUUACUGACAGACACUGGCCACAGCUGGUAUGUUUGGACCUCAGUGACUGUGAGUUUCAGAACCAACCGGCCCUGCUGAGCGCCUUGAGCACACUCCCCUCUCUCAAGACGCUGGUGCUGGAGGGAAACCCCUUCACCCUCGCACCCUCCUACCCAGGCUUCACUGUGGACAGUCUCCCACAACUCUCUUGCCUGGACGGCUCAUGGAUCUCCGCUGAGGAAAGACACCGUUUCAGGGGCUUGGCCAAGAUGAGCGAUCUGAUAGUGGAUCAGGCAUCAGCCACAGUGAACGUGGGCAGAGUGAAGGGGCUCCCAGACCCACUGAGUGCAGAUGAAAAUGCCCCUGACUUCCCUGUUGUCACCUACAGCUAUUUCAUCACCUACGAGUUCCUUAGUGAUCAAACACCUGCUACUCUGGAUGUUAACAGUGAGUCUAACUUUGACACAGAACAUGUGACAGAAGAAGGGUCCAGUGAUGCUGACCUGCAAUCGAACAAGAACUGUUUGAGGGCAACGCUCAAACCAGACACCGGAGUCCUCAACAGUGAGGAAACCUGCCAUGUUGCUGCACAUGUGUCAAGACACAGCACAUCAAAGCUGACGUGGUCAGAGUGCAUGGAUUUCAGCGACACACACAUGUUCAUUGUUAGUGAUCUGGGAGGCCUAAAGAAAUUUCUCAAUCAAGGACUUAAUCUUACAAUUGAGGAGGAAAAGGUCCUGUCAUGGCCUGCAGCCUCUGAAGAUAUCCCAGCGGCCAAACCCAACCGCAAUGUCAAAGAGAAGAAAGGCGGGAAAGGGAAAGAAUCUCCCAUCAAAUCUGGUUCCAACAAAGACAAAUCUAAAGACAAAAAGAAGAAAUCUGUACCAGAGCUGGUGCAGGAUGCCCCCAUCAGAAGAAGCCUUGGCUCUGUCCACAUCCCCCUGGGAAGCCUGGUCAAAGGAGAUCACAAGGUUGACGUCCUCUGUGACCUUGGUGCCCUGCAUGCAGAGUCUGAGGAUCUGGGAAAGAAAAUCAAAGAAGAGAAGGAGGACAAGGAACCAAAGCGGAGAGGAGGCAGUGAUACAAGACAGAAGAAUACAGCUUUGUCAAAAGGCAAAGGAAAGGGAAAGAAGGACCAUGAGGUGGAUGUCCAGGCAGACAGCUCUGUCUCUGUCCAACUGGAACCAGUGACUGUGGAGUUGACUGUGAAGCUGGAGAAGUGGCAGUCUGCAUCUGAAGCUCACCAACUCCUGCUGCCACACCAAACCUCCUGAAGCACAGAGCCUGUGUUAUCUCAAAGCAAAGCCUUUACAACCUACCUACCAGCCACACACACACACACCAAAAAUCCUGCAGUUUCCUCCCUGCAUUUCUUUGUCACUGCUGACUGUGAACAUACCAUACAGCUGAACCGCACAUUAAAUUUAGUAGUUUGUCAUGGUUGUCCUCCUAAAAGGUCGACUGUUAUCAAGCCAUAGUAUCUGCGCAAUAUUCCAGACAAAUUAUGUGCUCCUAAGUGCACUGGAAAAAUACAUUUCAUACUGAAGUCAACUAAAGUAAAGGUAAGAGAGCAGACCUACUUUUGCUUCACUUUAAAUGUGGUGCAAAACAUAAAACCAACAAAAUGGGGGCAAGUAGGACACAGCUAAUCAAAAAGAUAUUUCUGACCACCUGAAAUCCACCUGUCACCUCUACGACCACCUGUACCACCUGUACAGACCAACUUUCUAAAUUCAGUCUACACACACAGGUUAAUGCACAUAAUUAUGAUACAGAAAGAAACCCACUCAUGGGACUUAAUUCACAAGGAGAACGCAGCAAUGGGCUGAAUGUGAAAGAGUCCCCCAAUUAUGCAUUUAUAAGCUGUAACAUCAUAGUUUAUAACACAGUAUAAUGUAGUAGUACAGAGCUAAAAGGACAUUUUUAGUGCUUAUUGAUGUGCAGUAUUUGCCAGAAAUUCUAAUUAGUCUUGUGAUGUGUAUUUUAUAUCAUUACAACAGUGUUUUACUAUAUUGUCAUUCAUUAUGUGCUUACACACCAGCCUCCACUUAUGGGUGCCCACAGCACAUGUUGUUGAUAAAUACACUGAGACUUCAUCUGCUUACAAUAGUGUUAUAACUGCUUAUGAACAGUAAGGAGUAAAGUGUUCCUACCUGUCAGUGAUUCACUUGUGAGUGUUCACGAGUAGUGUAUGACAGUGUUAAUUACAUCAUAGUUCAUGUUUAAUCUGCAGUGCUCUGUGGGUCUUUAUCUCUUUUCUUGAUUAUGAUUAGCGUGAUCUCUGCUUGAUGUUGUGACAGCCCCAGGUUCACUAUAUGUCAGCUGAUUUGUAGUAAUUUGACUAGCAGGAGAUGUCUUUAGAAAUAUUCAACACUGAAGUACAUCACCUGAAAUGACAUGGGGAUGCAUACACCUCCACCAGUAGGAAUACUGUUGUAUUCAACUGUAGAUUUCUAGGGUCUUGUGUAAAAUAUUAUGAAGAUGCCAUUUGUGUUGUAUUGUGAUUUGACGGGACUUCCACGUAACAGGGUACAAGUACAUUGCACUGUGCAUCAUGCUUUCGAUUGAACAAUUAAGAGAUAAUGUUUAAUUUAUACAUAAAUUUAAUUUAUUUUAUACAGAUAUUCAAAACAUUUUUUAAAGAAAUUCUUAAGUAUUUCAUUGUUUCAUACAGAAAUUAUCUUUUAAUUGCAAAGAAACUUUUUGGAAAGGCCAUUUCACUGGAACUGAGGGCUUACAGUAAGUGAAGUGCUUUAAAAUUAACUGCUUCUUUCUUACCAAUCAUCCAGCAGUCCAUUCAUGAAGACCAUAAAAAAGUUCCUAUCAAAGCCAAACAGCACUAUGUUUCACUGCUCCACAGAGUGAGCCCCCCCCCCCCCCCCUUCACAAAA
Lates calcarifer (barramundi perch) is the source of this 3504-nucleotide messenger RNA. Its product is annotated as leucine-rich repeat-containing protein 43. Gene Ontology annotation, molecular function: protein binding. The record is from RefSeq and is a predicted model, not a curated record. NCBI's taxonomy places the organism in Eukaryota, Metazoa, Chordata, Actinopteri, Centropomidae. The coding region runs from base 106 to 1887 and encodes 593 amino acids. The transcript is spliced from 13 exons.